Kogia breviceps (pygmy sperm whale) is the source of this 8024-nucleotide messenger RNA. Lineage: Eukaryota; Metazoa; Chordata; Mammalia; Artiodactyla; Physeteridae. The record is from RefSeq and is a predicted model, not a curated record.
UUAACCUAGUGUGUGACUGUGAUCUUCUGUGAGGGAGCGAGUGAGUGUGAGGUAUUGAGGUGAGGCGGAAGCUAGAAAAGGGGCUCUUUCAGGAGCGAGGGACAAAGGGGGCGUGAGGCACCUAGGCCGCGGGACCCCAGCGACAGGAAGCCGCCCCGAGCCGGGCUACCGGGUAGGGGAAGGGCCCGCGCAGUCCUCACAGGGCCCCAGAGCCGGAGUCGGCCCCACAGCCCCGGGCCGUCGGCUUCCUACUUUCUCGACCUCCCCGGCGCCUGGGCCUGAGGAGUGGCUUGGCGUGGGGAGGAGGGGAAACAGACUCGAGCGGCUACCCGUUGUCUCGCAACUCCACUGCUGAGGAACUCUCAUUUCUUCCCUGGCUCCUUCACCCCCCACCUCAUGUAGGAGGGUGCUGAGGAGUCGGGAGGGAGGAGGAGCCUGGGCUACCGUCCCUUCCCUCCCCACCCCCUUGUAGGGGCGCUUUGGUAGGCGUGGGGCUGGGGCUGGGGGGGAGGGUGGGGGUUACUUUUUGGAGUGCUGGGGAACUUUUUCCCCUUUUUGAGGCCAGGGGAAAGGGAAUGCCCAAUCCAGAGAGACAUGGGGGCAAGAAGGACGGGAGUGGAGGAGCUUCUGGAACUUUGCAGCCGUCAUCGGGAGGUGGCAGCUCCAACAGCAGAGAGCGUCACCGCUUGGUGUCGAAGCACAAGCGGCAUAGGUCCAAGCACUCCAAAGACAUGGGGUUGGUGACCCCCGAAGCAGCACCUUUGGGUACAAUUAUCAAACCUUUGGUGGAGUAUGAUGACAUUAGCUCUGAUUCCGAUACCUUCUCUGACGACAUGGCCUUCAAACUGGACCGGAGGGAGAAUGAUGAACGUCGCGGGACUGAUCGGAGUGACCGCCUGCACAAACACCGUCACCACCAGCACAGACGUUCCCGGGACUUACUAAAAACUAAACAGUCAGAGAAAGAAAAAAACCUGGAAGCCUCCAGCAAGUCGGGAUCGAUGAAGGACCGGAUAUCAGGAAGUUCAAAGCGUUCAAAUGAGGAGAAUGAUGACCAUGGGAAGACGCAGAUCUCCAAAAGCAGCAGCAACAAGGAAUCCAGGUCAUCCAAACUCCAUAAGGAGAAGACCCGGAAAGAACGUGAGUUGAAGUCCGGGCACAAAGACCGGAGUAAAAGUCAUCGGAAAAGGGAAACACCCAAAAGUUACAAAACCGUAGACAGCCCCAAACGGAGGUCCAGGAGUCCCCACCGGAAGUGGUCGGACAGCCCCAAGCAAGAUGAUAGCCCGUCAGGAGCUUCUUACGGCCAAGAUUAUGACCUUAGUCCCCCGAGAUCUCACACCUCUAGCAAUUAUGACUCCUACAAGAAGAGUCCGGGAAGUACCUCAAGAAGGCAGUCAAUCAGCCCACCUUACAAGGAGCCUUCGGCCUACCAGUCCAGCACACGGUCACCCAGUCCCUACAGUAGACGACAGAGGUCUGUAAGUCCCUAUAGCCGGCGACGUUCUUCCAGCUAUGAAAGGAGUGGCUCUUACAGUGGGAGAUCACCCAGUCCCUACGGCCGAAGGCGGUCCAGCAGCCCUUUCCUGAGCAAGCGCUCUCUGAGCCGGAGUCCGCUCCCCAGUAGAAAAUCCAUGAAGUCUAGAAGUAGAAGUCCUGCAUAUUCAAGACACUCAUCUUCUCAUAGUAAAAAGAAGAGAUCCGGGUCACGCAGUCGACAUUCCAGUAUCUCACCUGUCAGGCUUCCACUGAACUCCAGCUUGGGAGCUGAACUCAGUAGGAAAAAGAAGGAAAGAGCAGCUGCUGCUGCAGCAAAAAUGGAUGGAAAGGAAUCCAAGGGUUCACCUAUAUUUUUGCCUAGAAAAGAGAACAGUUCAGUAGAGGCUAAGGAUUCAGGCGUGGAGUCUAAAAAGUUACCCAGAGGUAUAAAAUUGGAAAAAUCUGCCCCAGAUACUGAACUGGUGAAUGUAACACAUCUAAAUACAGAGGUCAAAAAUUCUUUAGAUACAGGGAAAAUAAAGUUGGAUGAGAACUCUGAGAAGCAUCCUGUUCUUAAAGAUUCGAAAGGACAGGGAACAAGAGACUCUAAACCUGUAGCACUGAAAGAGGAGAUUGCUACUUCAAAAGAGACAGAGACAUCUGAAAAGGAGACCCUUCCACCUCUUCCCACAGUUACUUCUCCACCUCCUUUACCAACUACUACCCCUCCACCUCAGACACCCCCCUUGCCACCUUUGCCUCCACUACCAGCUCUUCCACAGCAACCACCUCUGCCUCCUCCCCAACCAGCAUUUAGUCAGGUUCUUUCUUCUAGUACUUCAACUUUGCCCCCUUCUAUUCACCCAAGGACAUCAACUCUGUCCACUCAGGCAAAUUCUCAGCCCCCUGUACAGGUUCCUGUGAAGACUCAAGUAUCUGUAACAGCUGCUAUUCCACACCUAAAAACUUCAACAUUGCCUCCUCUGCCCUUCCCACCCUUAUUACUGGGAGAUGAUGACAUGGAUAGUCCGAAAGAAACUCUACCUUCAAAACCUGUAAAGAAAGAGAAGGAACAAAGGCCACGUCACCUACUCACAGACCUCCCUCUCCCUCCAGAGCUCCCUGGUGGGGAUCCAUCUCCCCCAGACUCUCCAGAACCAAAGGCAAUCACACCACCUCAGCAACCAUACAAAAAGAGACCAAAAAUUUGUUGUCCUCGUUACGGAGAAAGAAGACAAACAGAAAGUGACUGGGGGAAACGCUGUGUGGACAAGUUUGACAUUAUUGGGAUUAUUGGAGAGGGAACCUAUGGCCAAGUAUAUAAAGCCAAGGACAAAGACACAGGAGAGCUAGUGGCCCUGAAGAAGGUGAGACUGGACAAUGAGAAAGAGGGCUUCCCAAUCACAGCUAUACGUGAGAUCAAAAUUCUUCGUCAGCUAAUCCACCGAAGUGUUGUUAACAUGAAGGAAAUUGUCACAGAUAAACAAGACGCGCUGGAUUUCAAGAAGGACAAAGGAGCCUUUUACCUUGUAUUUGAGUAUAUGGACCAUGACUUAAUGGGACUGUUGGAAUCUGGUCUGGUGCACUUUUCUGAGGAUCAUAUCAAGUCAUUCAUGAAACAGCUAAUGGAAGGACUGGAUUACUGUCACAAAAAGAAUUUCCUGCAUCGGGAUAUUAAGUGUUCUAACAUUUUGCUGAACAACAGUGGGCAAAUCAAACUAGCAGAUUUUGGACUUGCUCGGCUCUAUAAUUCUGAAGAGAGCCGCCCUUAUACAAACAAAGUCAUUACUCUGUGGUACCGACCUCCAGAACUUCUGCUGGGAGAGGAGCGUUAUACACCAGCAAUAGAUGUUUGGAGCUGUGGAUGCAUCCUUGGGGAACUGUUCACAAAGAAGCCAAUUUUUCAAGCCAAUCUGGAACUGGCUCAGCUAGAACUGAUCAGUCGACUCUGUGGUAGCCCUUGUCCAGCUGUGUGGCCUGAUGUUAUCAAGCUGCCUUACUUCAAUACAAUGAAACCGAAGAAGCAAUAUAGAAGGCGCCUACGAGAAGAAUUCUCUUUCAUUCCUUCAGCAGCACUUGAUUUACUGGACCACAUGCUGACGUUAGAUCCUAGUAAACGUUGUACAGCUGAACAGACCCUACAGAGUGACUUCCUUAAAGAUGUCGAGCUCAGCAAAAUGGAUCCUCCAGACCUCCCCCACUGGCAGGAUUGCCAUGAAUUAUGGAGUAAGAAACGGCGACGGCAGCGACAAAGCGGUGUUUUGGUAGAAGAGCCACCUCCACCCAAAGCCUCUCGAAAAGAAACUAUCUCAGGGACAAGUGCUGAGCCUGUGAAGAACAGCAGCCCAGCACCACCUCAGCCUACUCCUGGAAAGGUGGAGCCUGGGGCUGGGGAUGCAAUAGGCCUCGGUGACAUCACACAACAGUUGAAUCAAAGUGAGUUGGCAGUGUUAUUGAACCUGCUCCAGAGCCAAACUGACCUGAGUAUUCCUCAAAUGGCGCAGCUGCUUAACAUCCACUCCAAUCCAGAGAUACAGCAGCAGCUGGAGGCCCUGAACCAAUCCAUCAGUGUCAUAACAGAAGCCACUUCCCAACAGCAGGACUCAGAGCCCACGGCCCCAGAGGAAUCUUUGAAGGAGGCACCCCCUGCCCCAGUGGUCCAACCUUCAGCAGAACAGACAACCCCUGAAGCUUCAAGCACACCAGCUGACAUGCAGAAUAUGUUGGCAGUUCUCUUGAGUCAACUAAUGAAAACCCAGGAGCCAGCAGGCAACCUGGAGGAAAACAACAGUGACAAGAACAGUGGGCCACAGGGGCCCCGAAGAACUCCCACAAUGCCACAGGAGGAGGCAGCAGCAUGUCCUCCUCACAUUCUUCCACCAGAGAAGAGGCCCCCUGAGCCCCCCGGACCUCCACCGCCGCCACCUCCACCCCCUCUGGUUGAAGGCGAUCUUUCCAGCGCCCCCCAGGAGUUGAACCCAGCCGUGACAGCCGCCUUGCUGCAACUUUUAUCCCAGCCUGAAGCAGAGCCUCCUGGCCACCUGCCACAUGAGCACCAGGCCUUGAGACCAAUGGAUUACUCCACCCGACCCCAUCCCAACAGGACUUAUGGAAACAAUGAUGGGCCUGAAACAGGGUUCAGUGCCACUGACACUGAUGAACGCCACUCUGGUCCAGCCUUGACAGAAUCCUUGGCCCAGACCCUGGUGAAGAACAGGACCUUCUCGGGCUCUGUGAGCCACCUUGGGGAGUCUAGCAGUUACCAGGGCACAGGGUCAGUGCAGUUCCCAGGGGACCAGGACCUCCGUUUUGCCAGGGUCCCCUUAGCAUUACACUCAGUGGUCGGGCAACCAUUCCUGAAGGCUGAGGGAAGCAGCAACUCUGUGGUACACGCAGAGACCAAAUUGCAAAACUAUGGGGAGCUGGGGCCAGGAACCACUGGGGCCAGCAGCUCAGGAGCAGGCCUUAACUGGGGGGCCCCAGCUCAGUCUUCUGCUUAUGGAAAACUCUAUCGGGGGCCUACAAGAGUCCCUCAAAGAGGGGGAAGAGGGAGAGGAGUUCCUUACUAACCCAGAGACUUCAGAGUCCUGAAAGAUUCCUUCCCUAUCCAUCCUUCCACCCAGUCCUCUGAACCUUUAAUGAAAUCAUUUGCCAGAGCGAGGUGGCAGCAGCAGUAGGAGUGAUGGCCCCUGAGGAAUUUGGUAAUGUCCAUCAAUUACCUGACAUCCGGACCCCUGCAAAAUUCAGUCUCUUUCACAGACUUUAAGGCCAGGUUUGAUGGGAGAUUCCCCCCUGUCCAAACACUGUGCAAAGACACGAGAAGUAGAGGUCUGCCAGCCUGCUUAUUUCCAUCCUCAAUGCCUAGAACUGGGCAGGUCACCAACCUACUAUGCCUACCCCUACCCUUCUUGCUGCCAGAUGUGAAAACAGAGACCCAGAGAAGGGAAAUCAGUUGAAUCCUGCCCUGGAGUUGCUUUUGUUCCUGGAUUUGGAGAGUUCCUGGGAACACAGGGAAAUUGUGUCCCAUUGGUUGGUGAGAGAGCUGGAUGUCUGAACCUCCCACCUCAACACCUCGAAGGUUAUCAUGCAGAUCCCCUCUCUAGCUCCCAAAGCCAUGGAAGAAGUGAAGGAAGACAUUUCAGAGUGGCAGCGCCAUGAUGUCCAUCAGUAUCCAGGGAGAGAAGCCAAGGAGAAGAAACAGUGCCCAGAGAGGGAGCCAGGAGGAGAUGUGUGCUCCUGAAACAGGCUUCUUACCCCAUCCCCUCCCCUGCCCCCUCUAACAUGCCAACAAGGCUCUGUGCCCAAGUUGUGCCAGCUGUCCUGGCCGGUGAUCCUGCUGUGCCGUACAGGCAACUGGCCCUCUGCUCCAGCACAGAGCACACAUGGUGGGGUCUCUCGCACUUCUUUCUAACUCACCCCAGUGUGUCUGUGGUGCAGAUUCCUAGGGAUGCAGGAGGGGGCUGUGGCCCUGCGAGUAGGAAGACAGUGGGCUCUGGGGCCCUUUAGCUGACUCCACUCCUGGCUACCUCAUGCCCUCCAAUCUGAGAAGACAUGUGAAUGCCAUCAGGAUCUGAACCUGGAAUCACCCCCUUCCUCUGAGAAUGCCACUCUGGCUCUGAGACUGACUCACCAGUCCUCACCCUCCACAUAAGUAUAGCCAGGCCAAGACAGGUAUGUCCACCGGCACCAAGGCCCCUGACCUGAAGGAAAGGGCUGCCCUAGGGGUACAGUGGGGCUUGGCCCUAAAUGCGUAUAUGCCUAUGUAUUGGGCACACUGGUUUAUUAGUGUUAUUUCAGCAUUGUGAUGCAGAGAGAGUAAGUGUAACAGCUGCUCCUUGCUUGCAGUGUUUAUUGUUACCUAGAGACAACCUCCUGGCUUUUUCCCAGCUCCCCUCCCCCCCAGCCCAACCCCCUCCCUGCCAACAGUCCUCUCCCCACACUGAUGGGAAAUUUAUAGCUUGCCCAUACCAUGCCUUUAACUCUCUCCUGUCCAUAAGGUAGAUGGGCCAAGGGAAGCCAAAGUGAGCUGUAAGCAUGCUUAGGCCCUGGCAGGGUAGAAUAGUGCGUGGAGGAGGGAAGGAAGGAUGGAGGGAGGGGAGACACCCCUUGUUCCCAAUCAAUGUCUAGACUCGAGCCCCAGUUUCCCUCCUGGCUCUCAUGUUGAGAGAAAAGAGCUUUGGACCUAGUCUUGGGAUCCCAGGCUCCUCCUCACAAGAUUAUUCUUUUUCCUCAGAUUAUUCUCUAAGCUCCUCCCAUUGGGCUGGCUGGUCCCGAGCAAGUGCAGCAAGGUAGUAUUGAGACGGGAGGAAUAACUGCAGAGUGGCAGAGCCUCCAGAUCCCUCCUUUCUAUAGAGAUGUCACAUUGCGGCAAACAAGAGGCUCUGGCAUGAGGGAUGCUGGCCAGACCUCCACAGCUGGAUAGAUGUCAAACAUGAAGCCGGCUGCCGAGCCUGGUGGGGAAAACUGACCACCUUAACUUCAUCCUGAGCCCAGGACUUAGGUCCUGAAAGAGUCCCAGGCCAUCCUCCAAGUUGGUCUCCUUGGUCUGGGUAGGCCACUCUCUCCACUUUUCUUCCUGGUCCAUUUUCUGCUGCUCAUCUUUCGGUUUGAUACCUUGGGGAAGAUCCAAGAGACCAAGGGAACUGAGGCCUCAAUAGUCCUGGGGAAAGAGAAAUUCCUCGAUCCCCUCCUGACUCAGGACCUUUCAUGGAGGGGCACCAUGUCAUAUAUUCAUCAUCCCCACUGGAAACAAGAGAGGAAAAGGGAUUGGAUUUUAGCAGAAAGGAUAGAGGUUAGACACAUGGAAAAACUUACUCAUGAGAUAUAAGACUUCAGAGGGGACCUACUCCUCUUUAGAGAUUUUUCUUUUGCCUGGUAUGAGUUUAAGUCUGUGUCCACCCAAGGGGCAUUGGAAGAACAAAGGGUACUUUUCUGGGGCUCCUCCAGAUGUGGGCCUCAGUGCAGUUUCCUCCUCCGUUCUUCUAAGUGUAGUAGGUGUGGUGGUUAGAUUGCAACGCCAGUGCUGCCAUUUACGAGCUGUGCCACCUUGGUAAGUCGCUUAACCUCUUUUAGCCCUAGUUUCCUUGUCUGUGAAAUGCAAAUAAACAACCUUUUAAGGUGGUGAAGAGAAUUUAGUGAAAUAAUGUGGGUAAAGUACCUAGGACAGUGCCUGAUACUGAGUAGGUGCUCAGUCAACAGUGGUUGAUACAAUAGAGUCUAUUAAUGUUAUGGAAUCAUCAGGGCUGACACCGUGUCAAAGACUCUAUGAAUCCCCUGGAAUUAUAGGCCAAAUGUGAGUAUGUGCGUGUGCUGGGGAGAAUGUCCAUAGUUUUACUGAUGAUUUAGAGCAGGGGGUGGCAGUCUCCUGGAAAGGAAGUAGCCCCAAUCCUUUGACUCAUACUCCCAAAGAAGUCAGUUUCCCCAUUCCCUUGCCUCCAGCUAGGAGUUCCUUAGGUAGUGUUCUGCCUGGAAGUACAACUUCAUCUAGGAUGGAGCCGGGAGAGACAGCCAUUAAGAUAGCAACACGGGGCUUCCCUGGUGGCGCA